Molecule: messenger RNA, 1391 nt
Organism: Somion occarium
Lineage: Eukaryota; Fungi; Basidiomycota; Agaricomycetes; Polyporales; Cerrenaceae
Source: the annotation of a GenBank genome assembly
AUCGAUCAUUGCAAUUGAUUUGGCGCCUAAUAGAGAGACACCACUUUCGAUUCAACUUGAGCUUUACUUUCCUCUGAGUCUUAUCGUUCUCCUGGAAUCCCACAGAUAAAAACUUCAUAACCAUCUUACGACAAGGAGAAUCAACGAACCUUAGAGCAUCUCCUUUCUUUAAUUUGACCUUCUGAACGCUCAUAAUGGGUUACGUUGCUUCUCGCAAAUUCUGCUGCUGUCUGCCGGUCAGAUUUGGCGUUUUCUGUCAUUCCUUGUUGGGUUUGGCGGCUGGCGGCGUAAUAUGUGUGUUCGGUUGGCUGGAAGUCCACAAGCUUGUGACUAAGCAAUUGGAGCUCGAAUCCCGUCAACAGAUAGCGCUUUGGUUCAUUUCCGUUGCAUGGUCUUUCACAGCACUCAUUUCCUUGAUGGGGCUUUUUGGCUGUCUUUUCAAGAUCCGAGCAUUUAUCACUUCCUAUGCGUACACAACCACGAUCAAUACCCUCGUAAACAUCGCUAUCGGUAUCUUCUUCGUUUGGACUCUAUUCCAUAAAGACAACAGCAAGGAGAGUUUCCUCGACAAGUGUGACGGCAAUGGCGACGGAGACGGAGUAAAAGUAACGCACUGGUUCUGUCAACGUGGCUUCGAUCUCAUUCGCGUUCUCAUCGUCAUCGCUUUCGUGAUCAUUUGGAUCUUUAUGCUAGCCGGUAUCUUCAUCGUGUUCGACUACGUUGGCCAGCUUCACGAAGAACACGGACUCGAGGAAGAGGAAGAGGAGAAGAGACACCGCCCUCAGCAACCGGUUAUCGUCAAUGUGCCCUCCGAGACUGCGCCCGUUAUGCGCACCACCUACGAUGCUUCACCCGCUAUGCAGGGUGGAUGGACAUCCGCCAAGUCACCGUAUGUUUUCAACCUGCCGGACAAUGCUUACGGAAACCGUCGUUAGUCACGUCUCGUACGACAUUCCCUGACAUCAAGUAGAUUAUUUCCUUUGGCAAGCGGGCAGCAGGGGCAAGGUUUGUUCAACUGUAACAUAACGUCUUGUCGUAGUGCAGACGAGACUAAUGAAGAUGUCUUGGUCGAGAGCUACUAGUGACUGGAUCUACUGUUGCGGCAUGCUGCUCAUUAAACCUAGCCUAGUCACCUGGUUUCGUGUGCGGAUAGUGCACGACAAAUGAGUUUCGUGUAAACGAAGGCAACCUUACUUUGUUAUCAUGCGACGUGUAGUAACGAUCGCAAGGAAUGUUGAGGACUACUCAAUUUCUAUUGUGCAAACAUUCAUACUAAUGUGCUGAACCAAGAGAGAGGGUAUUUUUUUGAAGAAGAAAUAGAACUUCAAGUACUGUGGAUGUAACUUUCCAGUCUAGAUUGAUGCAAUUGAUUGCCACGAAAUCAUUACAGU